GGCAAGUUCUGCGGAGGAGAGAUAUCUCUGACGAUUAGAAACUCACAAAGUCUGGAGACUACUGACAUGCCGUUUGAGUACAGAAAGAGACAGUGUGCUAACACCUUGGAUCUGGAUCACGGACAUGGUCAGUACAGGAUCCACACCCAGCCCACAUGUAACGAGGAGAUUUUCAGUGUAUUCAAGGAUAAGAGCAGGCUAUCUGCAUCCGACUUUAAGAACAUUUGGCAACACUACGAUCGAGACAUGAACGGGUAUAUAGAGGCGGAGGAGCUGGAGGCUUUUCUCAGGGACUUGUUCGUAGCUCAGGGUCAGUACAUGUGCAAGCAGGAACUAGAGACCCUCAGAGUAUCAAUAAUCGAGUGCUACGACGAGAACAGAGACGGCAGGAUCGAAGUUUUGGAGAUGACGAAGUUUCUUCCUGUGGAGAACAACUUCCUUUUACAUUUUAGGAUAAAAGGGAGUGGGAAGAUGACUUGCGCGGAGUUUAUUGAGAUAUGGAAGCAUUACGACAAAGACAAAAGUGGUUAUCUCGAGGAGAAAGAGAUCGGACAUUUCCUAUUAGACCUUCUCAGAGUCAACAGGAAUAUAACAAUAUCGGAGGAAGAAAUGAAGAAGAUGGUGGAGGAAGUGAUGAAGAACUUUGACGAGAACAACGAUGGAAUGAUAGAGUUCAACGAGAUGAAGAAUCUGCUAAACGUAGAGGAUAAUGUGUUAACUGAGCUGAGUCUCACCAAGAACCUGUCUACACAGCAGUUUAACACUAUAUUCGAUUACUACGACAACGACAGAAGCAACUUCUUAGAAGGAGAGGAGAUAAAGAGGUUUGUUCUAGAUCUGAUGCAGAGAGCUGGACACCAGCUAUCAGACGACAACAUCGAUUACUGCAUAACGGCGGCUCUAAAGGUUGCAGAUAAAGAUAGCGACGGCCGGAUAAGUAGGGAAGAACUGGCUUCGUUCCUCUACACAGACAACACUGACUACAAGCGGUCACCCAAGUUCAAAAAGAAGAGUCCACGACCAAAGAAGAAGAAAAAGUCACCCGCUUCACCCGGAACUAGUCAAUGCUUGAAGGAUCUUGUUGAGGAGUACGGUAACAAACACUUGGACCCGAAUCAGGAUUCGGAGGAGGGCUAGUGAGGUUCAGCAAGUGAAACUCAGAGAGAUUUGUGUUUAAAGAUCAGAAUAACAGAAGAUGAACGCUGAAGUGACAAUUGAGCGUUAUGAGCAUCAUCGAAUAAACAACGACUGAUAAACUUGAUUAUAGUUUCUGGUAAAGAAUAAGAACGAUGAGUUGCAGAUCGAGAAGUUUUGUAUAUUUUAGCAUGGUUUGACUUUCAUGAGUAGUGUUUUGUACGUAAUGUGAGUUAGAGAACAGUUGUCUGCUGAUAAUACAGUUGUAAAUACUGUUUUUAAUCUCAGCGAUUUAAUUUCUCAAGCUCAAGUAGAAGUUCGACUCAGAGCUUGUGACAUUUUUUAGUAUAAAGUUGAGUACUUGACUAAUUUUAUUAAAACAUUUUACAGUUGACCAUUGACAAUGAAACGACGAUGAAAAGAUACGACACUUAAGUUAAAACUAGAAAUGAAAUGGACCAUUAUCGUUAUGAAAAUAAAUGAAUUGUUUCAAAGAAAUGAAUUGUGUUUGAUAAGUAUAAUAUUUGCUUUUAGAAAUCUCAGAA
This is a messenger RNA of Bolinopsis microptera, 1679 nucleotides long. RefSeq names its product calbindin-like. Gene Ontology annotation, cellular component: neuron projection; cytosol; nucleus. Gene Ontology annotation, molecular function: calcium ion binding. The coding region runs from base 67 to 1137 and encodes 356 amino acids. Gene Ontology annotation, biological process: regulation of cytosolic calcium ion concentration. The record is from RefSeq and is a predicted model, not a curated record. Lineage: Eukaryota; Metazoa; Ctenophora; Tentaculata; Lobata; Bolinopsidae. The transcript is spliced from 7 exons.